AUAACAAGUUUACCAAACAACGCGGUAGCGAGGCCAAUCUUGCGCAAUAUUCUCAUUUCGGAAUCGCGGGCUUGAUCAGUGUCUGUACCGGUGCUCCAGAGCUCCGAACAAAGCCGAACUCCCUUUCCCCGUCCGUCGUCGAAGAACUUUGAAAUCAUCAUCAUGCAACACGGAGACUAUAGCUCAUCUCCUUAUUAUCAAUUCCCUCAGACGCAGAACCCAAUUCCCAAUCCUAAUCCCAACCCUAACCCUAUCCCUCCCGAUUCAGUGCCGAACCAGUACGCCUCCGCGCCCCCUUUCAUCUCUGAUUACUCGCCUUACGCCUCUACUUAUCCUCCAUACCCUCAAAAUCCCGAUCCCAUGUCAGUUCCUCCCACUGCUCCUUCGUACCCUCCAACCUCCAACCCUAAUUUGAACUCUUUAAGUUCUCCUCCUCAGCCCUCCUCUUUUCCUCCGUUUGAGUCCCAUGUCCCGUAUCAACCACCUCCACAACAACAAUGUCAAUAUCCCCCGUAUGAUCAACAUCAAACGACUCCAGGUUAUGCCCCUUCCUCAUCUGCAAUCCCUCCCAACACCGCCCCGAAUUCUUUAACCUCGUCUUUCUAUCCGGCUUCGUACACUCAUCCUGGAUCAUCGAUUCCCCCGACAUACGAAAGUCUGUAUGAGAAUUCCGUGAAAUUUGAUUAUGGCGGUGCUUAUGUCGAUGACAAAUAUGGAAGUUUUAAUCGGAGCCGGUCUGAUUUGGGGUCUGAUUUGUAUGGAAAGCGACCGGAUACGAGGCAUGAUACUGUUCGUGAGGAUAUUUAUGGAGAUGGUGUGUAUGCCUAUAGAGGGGUGGAAACGGAACCAUAUGGAGCGCGGGGUACGGCUUCUAAGUCUUCAACAUGGUCCGGUUUUGAUGAUUAUGGAAGGUCAAUUAGUUUUCCCUCUGCGAAGGAACCCUCUUUUUCAAACAAGGUUGUGAAAGCUGUGCCGAAGGCUGAUCCCCAAGAGGAUGUUAAAAGCGGAGUGCAAAAAUUUCGGGUCAAGCUAUUGGCAGAAAGUGGUGGUCAGAGCACUAUGGAUGUGCUCUGUCAGAUUGCUUUGGAUGGAAUUCGUAUGCUGGAUCCAAGUACCAGCCGGACAUUGAGAAUUUAUCCUCUCGAGAACAUCGCGAGAUGUGAAAAAUUCGAUUCGACCACCCUUGCAUUUUGGUCCAAGAGUCCAGUUGACAUUGAGCCAAGACGAAUCAGACUGCAAUCCAAUAGCUACACCACCAACACUCUGUUGGAUACAGUUACGGCUGCAACCAUACAGUUCAAGGAAAUGGGUGGAAGUAGGAGGCCUGCUGAAUCAUUGAAAACUAAUGAACAACCUAUAGAAAAGAAGAAAGGCAUUGUUGAUUGGAUGAAUCUGGUUAAACCUGCGAAUGAGGAGAAAGAUCAUUGGGUCCCGGAUGAAGCAGUUUCAAAAUGCACAGCAUGUGGGACUGAUUUUGGGGCUUUUGUUCGUAAGCAUCACUGUAGGAACUGUGGUGAUAUUUUCUGUGACAAAUGCACACAUGGCAGAAUUCCUCUAACUGCUGAUGAGAAUGCUCAGCCAGUACGAGUUUGUGACCGAUGCAUGGCAGAAGUGACACAGAGGCUCAGUAAUGCUAAAGAGGCUGCAAACAAGCCUGUAUUGCAAAGUCAUGAGGAUCUUGCAAGAAAACUCCAGGAGGAGCUGGAGAGGAAUCGGAGGACAUCAGGUUCCAAGUCUGAUGGAUCGGGAAGACGGAUGAAGGAAGUUGAAUGCCCUACUUGCACAGUCCAUCUGCAGGUCCAAGUACCUAGCUCAGGUUCAGAGACCAUUGAGUGUGGGGUUUGCCAGCACCCAUUUCUUGUGAGCGUUUGAGUUCGGAUGAAUUUGGUACAUAAGGUGUCUAUACGGGUCAACAUUUUUAUCGAGUUAUUUUACUGAUUGAUUUCUUGCGCAAUAACCAUUGGUGGUUGGAAUUGUUGUUUGAGCAUUAAUUUCUUCGGCUUGUUUCGCGGACUACGUUGGGUUGUGUUUUUCUUUCUCUUCUUUUAGCUUGGUAUGCACAAAUGUUCUCAUCUUUACUGCUGAAAAUUGCCCUUCCUUGCUUUGUUUUAUGGACGCUAGACAUUCAUGUACAGCCAUAUUCAAAAUCUUAAUAUAACUUAACUCUUUUGAAACGA
Prosopis cineraria is the source of this 2177-nucleotide messenger RNA. RefSeq names its product protein FREE1-like. NCBI's taxonomy places the organism in Eukaryota, Viridiplantae, Streptophyta, Magnoliopsida, Fabales, Fabaceae. Gene Ontology annotation, cellular component: ESCRT I complex; late endosome membrane. Gene Ontology annotation, biological process: intralumenal vesicle formation; multivesicular body assembly. Gene Ontology annotation, molecular function: metal ion binding; ubiquitin binding. Bases 163 to 1872 code for a protein of 569 amino acids. The transcript is spliced from 10 exons. The record is from RefSeq and is a predicted model, not a curated record.